Molecule: messenger RNA, 1068 nt
Organism: Prunus armeniaca (apricot)
Lineage: Eukaryota; Viridiplantae; Streptophyta; Magnoliopsida; Rosales; Rosaceae
Source: the annotation of a GenBank genome assembly
AUGAACCGGAUAAUGCAAGCACCGUACGAUGCUACGGUCCGGUUCGCGCUAUCUUCGCUGGAGCGAAAUUUGCUACCGGAUGCGGUUGUACGGAGGCUGACCCGCCUGCUCUUAGCAAGUCGUCUUCGAUCCGGUUACAAGCCUACCUCUGAGCUCCAACUCUCUGACCUCCUCCAGUUCGUACAGUCUCUGAAGGAGAUGCCCAUAGCCAUAAAGACUGAUGACCCGAAAGCUCAACAUUAUGAAGUGCCCACAUCUUUUUUCAAAAUAGUGCUUGGAAAAAAUCUCAAAUACAGUUGUUGUUACUUCACUGAUGGGUCAAGCACCCUGGAGGAAGCUGAGAAGGCAAUGCUGGAGCUUUACUGUGAAAGGUCACAGAUAAAAGAUGGUCACGCUGUUCUUGAUGUUGGGUGUGGCUGGGGAUCUUUGUCUUUGUACAUUGCACAGAAAUAUAGCAACUGUAAGGUUACAGGGAUUUGCAAUUCAACAACACAAAAGGCUUUCAUAGAAGAGCAAUGCCGGAAUCUUCAGCUGCAGAAUGUAGAGAUCAUAGUCGCAGAUAUCAGCACAUUUGAGAUGGAAGCAUCCUAUGACCGAAUAUUUUCGAUCGAAAUGUUCGAGCAUAUGAAGAACUACAAGGAUCUUCUGAAGAAGAUUUCCAGGUGGAUGAAACAGGAUGGCCUUCUGUUUGUUCAUCAUUUCUGCCACAAAGCAUUUGCUUACCAUUUUGAGGACAAUAGUGAAGAUGACUGGAUUACUAGGUAUUUCUUCAGUGGGGGCACAAUGCCUUCAGCAAAUCUACUACUUUAUUUUCAGGAUGACGUUUCCAUUGUCAAUCAUUGGCUUGUUAAUGGGAAACACUAUGCACAGACAAGUGAAGAGUGGCUUAAGAGAAUGGACCAGAAUAUGGCUUCCAUAAAACCAAUUAUGGAGUCAACUUAUGGAAAGGAUUCGGCUGUGAAGUGGACCGUAUAUUGGAGAACAUUCUUCAUUUCCGUUGCAGAACUCUUUGGGUAUAACAAUGGAGAAGAGUGGAUGGUUGCUCAUUUCCUAUUCAAGAAGAAAUGA